Messenger RNA from Dothidotthia symphoricarpi CBS 119687, 4674 nucleotides. Its product is annotated as Pkinase-domain-containing protein. Lineage: Eukaryota; Fungi; Ascomycota; Dothideomycetes; Pleosporales; Dothidotthiaceae. Bases 1 to 4674 code for a protein of 1557 amino acids. Gene Ontology annotation, cellular component: cytoplasm. The record is from RefSeq and is a predicted model, not a curated record. The transcript is spliced from 6 exons. Gene Ontology annotation, molecular function: protein binding; ATP binding; protein serine/threonine kinase activity. Gene Ontology annotation, biological process: autophagy; peptidyl-serine phosphorylation.
AUGAGCGACGAACCAACUCAGCCAGCCACCCAGCCGGUGCUUGAUCCACGCCGACUGGGAAGGAAUAAUUCAGGCUUGAACGACGAGGACAUUGCUGAUGUGCUUUUGAUACUUCAUCCUGCCACACCCACCGCUAUUAAGAUCGUGGAGCUCGCCGCUGAGACUCGCCCCGAGCAUGUGCUCUUCCGUCGCAACUCUCUUGAUUCGAUGAGCGGGUCCCUAACCGAUAUUGAGGAGCAAGAAACGAUCAUCAUCAAUGCUUCUGGGGAGAGAGUGGGCCAUGGAUCUCGAGCAGGCGCCGACCUCGCCCUACGCAUGUCCUCAGUACGGAAUCUGCGAUUCAGGCAGCUUGGCUUCAUCUUCGGACGUAAUCCAAACAGCGCGGAUAUCGUCUUUGGGCAAGAUACCGGCAAGCGAAUCAGCAACCAGCACUUCCGGAUAUACCUGAACUCAGAUGGUAUCAUCAUGAUUGAGGACAUGUCUACUAAUGGUACAAUUGUUGACGAUCAGCUGCUGAGCCACAAAAUGAAGCGCUUCAACAAGAUACGGAUGCUCAGUUCAGGAUCCAUCAUCUCAAUACAAAACUCUAACGAAUCUGAGAUGAUCAGGUUCAUUGUUCGUAUACCUGCGCGGGUCUCAUACAUGGAUCGCUUCCGUGACAAUCUACGACAUUUCAUCACUGAGUGUGCUGAAACUGGCAACAAAGAGAAAGCCUUGCAGCGAAUCAGUAAGCAAUGCAGUGGACCGAGCAUGAAAUGGGAUGGUGGAGCAAAUUACAAUCUCAUCGGUCAGAUUGGCAAAGGCGCAUUUGCCACUGUUCACCAGCUAGCCACCAAAAUGGAAGGUAAGCUUCUCGCUGCGAAGGAGCUCGAAAAGCGUCGCUUCAUGAAGAAUGGCCAGUUGGAUAAGAAGAUCGACAACGAGAUGAAGAUCAUGCAAAGCCUGCGACAUCCAAACGUAGUCGAAUUCGUCGAAUAUCACGACCAAGGCGACUACUUGUACAUCAUCAUGGAGUUUGUGCGGUGCGGUGAUCUGCAAGCGUACCUUCAUCAGCAAGGGCCACUGAAGGAGUCUCUGGUGAGAACUAUCGCGCAACAGAUACUGAGCGCUCUCAACUAUCUUCAUCGCUCUAAAAUCACACAUCGAGAUAUCAAACCGGACAACAUCCUCAUCGCAGAUCUCGAUCCCUUCACUGUAAAGUUAUCUGAUUUCGGUCUGUCAAAGGUCGUCAAGCAUGACGAGACAUUUCUCAAGACCUUUUGUGGUACUCUACUUUACUGCGCACCAGAAGUGUUUCCUGAAUACAGCACAGGCCCUUCCAAGGGAACUAAACGCCGACGAGGCACAAAACAGUAUCAUUCAUACAGCUCCUCAGUAGACAUCUGGUCAUUCGGUGGCGUACUAUGGUACUGUCUCUGUGGCCAACCACCUUUCAAAGGCAUUGCAGACGCCACGGGCGAGGCGAUGUUCAACAACAUCAUGGCGACUCCACUUGAUCCGUCGCCUUUACAAAAGGCCGGGGUCUCGGCUCCAUGUAUCGAUCUCCUGACACGCAUGCUUCGAACUGAUCCUGCAACGCGUCCCACAGAUCGCGAAUGCCUCAACCAUCCAUGGCUGAAGGAGGGUGCAGUGCUACCGGUCGACCCUACGCUUCAAGCCAUUGCCGAGGAAGACGAGUCACAAGACGCAGAGGACCAGUUGUCGCAACUGCAUAUUCAAGAAGAGAUUCCUGAGUCUGACGAGGAAAGCGAUAUCUUGUCCGACGACGAGCUAAUCCAACUCGUCAACCCAAAACGUAUCCGCCCGGACCCCCGGUUUCCACGAGACCAGCUACGUGAUGCUACGGAAUCCAGUAUAGAUGCGUCUUUCCAGCCCGAGCAUUUUAUUGACGACGACGAGAGUUUCAGGCUCAUGCCUGCGCCAGGACGGGCACGCUUGUUUGGCGAGAUUGGUCAGUCGGCUCUCCAAAGUUCAGGUAUCCUGAACGCCCAUGCAACCAACGCGCUGUCUGAAGAGGAGGCUGCAGCAAUCAUUUCACGGGAUGGAGUUCAGUCGUUCAGUCAUGCUGUCGGUGGAACACCAUUCCAGGGUCCGUUUACGGCGCCUUCUCAACUUGACGGCGGCCUCUCGUCGCCUAGUCUUUUGGGAGCCGAGUCUCUUGUUCGAGAAAUGAACAUGACGUCUCCAUACUCGCCGGUCUCGGGGACUCACACGCCCGGACCAACAACCCCUCGUACGCCUGAGGUAGUACAGCACAACUCGUUGACCGAGUCUUCGAAAGAAUUUAGCCAGAUCAGCGAACCCACGCCGAAAGCAAGAGCGCCAGGACUGAACCGACAGAUUAGUCUGCCGUUGACUGCUUCGUACUACUACGAUCCGUUGGAUCCCAGUACACACAACGCAGAGUACGCUUCCAAGGUGAGCGGAUACGACUUUUUGUCGGCGGGCAGAGAUCUCACUACAGGGACAUCUGUGUACGAAGACACGGUUCGAGCAUCAGACACCAGUAGCCAUUCCGAGGCGUCACAUACGGGUGUAGCAUCGUCCCCCUCGGCAGAAGUGCCUUGUGUGCCUGCCGAACUUGAUAUCGAACUCCUCCCAAAGCACUUGGGUAAGCUAGUAGCAACGGCAGACUCGUUCGCUCCGAACCUCACUCUCAACAUUGACCGAAGCAAAACGUCGUGGGGUCGGUUCAGCAAUAACACGAUUGUAUACGAGGACAGAGGCGACACUCGCAUCCCCAAGACGGCCUUUAUCAUCUUCUGGUACUCGUCUGGGGGCGACAGGGCUGAGACGGUACAGGAGUUGAGUCAGAAGGGCAAAGACUGGACGAGCCUCAAGGAGCUGAAUGUCGGUAUCUGGACAUGCGCGACACAUGGCAUCUCGAUCAACGGCAAGCAUCUCAGGCAGAAGGAUGAGCGUGGACGGGCGUUGUUUGGACACCUCAAUAGCGGCGAUAUCAUACAAGUUUAUCACGAUCCGAAUGGGACGACUUGCAUGAAGUUUCGGUGCGAGUUCUACAUCGGAACAGGUCGGCAGGCGAGAAAGGCAGAGGAGAGCUUUCAGGUGCGGGUUGGGAAUAAACUUGGGCAGGAGAACUUCUGGGCGCUCCCGGCAGUGUUGCGCAUAGCCGUGGCGAGUCAGCACGCCUUCAGUGUGUUUGACGAUCUGCUUGCCUUUCCCCAGUACGCAGUUGUGUGGCCCGACACAUUCAUCGCCGAAGACGAGGCCACGGCCCUCCUCGCGCAACACGCACCCCGCAGCUCAGGCUCCGCGCCGCUCGAACCGCAAGAGACGCAGGAGCUGUCGAAGCGCGAUCCGCUCUCUGCAGACACGCCACCGACCGACGAUGCGCUCGAGCAGACGUACGAAGCCGUGGUGCUAGGCGGGCAGCGCUACCUCUGCAGCAUCCCCACGAUCCCCGAAGAAGUGCCGCAGAACAGCACCACGACGGCCGAGGAAGCAAAGGCCGAGGAGGAGAAGGAGCUGAUGCGCGCCACAGACCGCGGCUGGGAGCUGCUCGAGGGCAUGAAGGGAAACUGCAUCUACUACCUCAGCGGCUGGUGGAGCUACAGCUUCUGCUACAAGGACGAGGUCAAGCAGUUUCACCAGCUGCCCCCCAGUCGCGGCAUUCCCAUGUAUCCGCCUGUUGAGGACACGAGCGUGUGGAGCUUCGUGUUGGGCAGAUACCCCAAAGACGAUAAGCGCAAGACGCUGGGCAGCGAGCAGGGCACCAAGGAGACGUUCGACGACGAGGGCAACAUGGCGCAUCACGAGGAGAAGGGUAUGGAGAUUCCGCGCCUCGAGUCAAAGGGCUCGAGCAGGUACAUGGUCCAGCAACUGUCCGGCGGCACGCAGUGUGACCUGACAGGCAAGGACCGUAAAAUCGAUGUUCAGUUCCACUGCAACCCGCAAUCCGCCGACCGCAUCGCCAUGAUAAAAGAAACAAGCACCUGCUCCUACCUCAUGAUCGUCGACACCCCCCGCCUCUGCAACGACAUCGCCUUCCAGCCCCCCCAGGAAAACCUCGCCCACCCCAUCUCCUGCCGCCCCGUCGUCCCCGCCUCCGACCUCCCCGCCUGGGAAACCCUGCGCCUCGAAGCCCAGGCCCGCGAAGCUGACCGUCUCGCCGCGCUUAAACUCCAGAAGCAGAAGCUCAAAGAUGCCCCGCCGGGGGCGCUGAAGGAUACGAGUAAUCCCCUCCGCGACCUUGCGCAGUCCGCCAAACGCAUCGUUAUCGGCGGGAUUGAAGUCGGUGCGCAUCAGCUCGUUGGGUCUGAGGGGAAGGUUAUCGAGAAGAGCGUCGUUGUGGGAGGCGGGAAAGAAACUUUCCUCGGCACUGUGGCGAGUAGUGAUGGGAGCCAGAUGACGGCGGAGCAGAUGCGCGAGCUGAUGAUUACGGAUCCAAAGGCUGUCGAGAAAUUGAAGGCUAAUCUGGAUAAGUUGGCGGGGAGGAAGGGCUGGAAAUUGGAUCUUGUGGAUACGCCGAGGGGUAGGGAGUUUCGCGGGAUUAUUGAGGUGGAUGAGGAGGAGAAGGGGAAGAAGGGGAAGGGCGAGAAGAAGGACGAGGAUAAAGCGGUCAAGGGUGGGGAGGGAGAAGCAGAGGAAGAAUAUGCGGACGAGGAAGAGGAUGUGCAGGAGGGCAGUGAGGAGGUGUAUAAAGAUGAGCUGUAG